AUGCCUCAGGUAAUGGAAGGGAGGGUUCUUUAGAAGUGGUUCAACUUUAGUCACUUGUCUCGCCAUAAUCUUACAAUUGACCAUCUUUCAGCACAAGCAACUUCUGAAGCAAAAACAACAAGGUUGCUGGACAGUUAAUUACCAUUAUCCAUAACAAUGUAUCUCAAAUGUUCACACAUUGUUUUCCUUAGUCUGUAGCUUAAAACGGACAGAACUCAGGCUAGUUGCAAUUACACUGUGGAUGAUAUACGCUACCGGUCAAGAGUUUUAGAUCACCUACUCAUUCAAGGGUUUUUCUUUAUUUUUACUAUUUUCUACAUUGUAAAAAAAAAACUAUGAAAUAACACGUAUGGAGUCAUGUAGUAACCAAAAAAGUGUUAAACAAAUCAAAAUAUAUUUUCUAUUUGAGAUUCUUCAAAUAACCACCCUUUGCCUUGAUGACAGCUUUGCACACUCUUGGCAUUCUCUCAACCAUCUUCACCUGGAAUGCUUUUCCAACAGUCUUGAAGGAGUGCCCACAUAUGCAGAGCACUUGUUGGCUGCUUUUCCUUCUCUGUGCGGUCCGAUGGUUGAGGUCGGGGGAUUGUGGAGGCCAGGUCAUCUGAUGCAGCACUCCAUCACUCUCCUUCUUGGUAAAAUAGCCCUUACACAGCCUGGAGGUGUGUUUGGUCAUUGUCCUGUUGAAAAGCAAAUGAUAGUCCCACUAAGCCCAAACCAGAUGGGAUGGAGUAUCGCUGCAGAAUGCUGUGGUAGCCAUGCUGGUUAAGUGUGCCUUGAAUUCUAAAUAAAUCACAGACAGUGUCACCAGCAAAGCACCCCCACACCAUAACACCACCUCCUCCAUGCUUUACGUGGGAAAUACACAUGCAGAGAUCAUCCGUUCACCCACACCGCGUCUCCCAAAGACAUGGCGGUUGGAACCAAAAAUCUCAAAUUUGGACUCCAGACCAAAGGACACAUUUCCAAUGGUCCAUUGCUUGUGUUUCUUGGCCCAAGCAGGUCUCUUCUUAUUAUUGGUGUCCUUUAAUAGUGGUUUCUUUGCAGCAAUUUGACCAUGAAGGCCUGAUUCACACAGUCUCCUCUGAACAGUUGAUGUUGAGAUGUGUCUGGGACUUGAACUUUGUGAAGCAUUUAUUUGGGCUGUAAUUUCUGAGGCUGGUAACUCUAAUGAACUUAUCCUCUGCAACAGAGGUAACUCUAGGUCUUCCGUUCCUGUGGCGGUCCUCAUGAGAGCCAGUUUCAUCAUAGCGCUUGAUGGUUUUUGCGACUGCACUUGAAGAAACGUUCAAAGUUCUUGAAAUGUUCCGUAUUGACUGACCUUCAUGUCUUAAAGUAAUGAUGGACUGUCGUUUCUCUUUGCUUAUUUGAGCUGUUCUUGCCAUAAUAUGGACUUGGUAUUUUACCAAAUAGGGCUAUCUUCUGUAUACCCCCCUACAUUUUACAUUUACAUUUUAGUCAUUUAGCAGAUGCUCUUAUCCAGAGCGACUUAGUUAGUGAGUGCAUACAUUUUUCAUACUGGCCCCCCGUGGGAAUCGAACCCACAACCUUGUCACAACACAACUGAUUGGCUCAAAUGCAUAAAUUAACAUUUAAGAAGGCACACCUGUUAAUUGAAAUGCAUUCCAGGUGACUACCUCAUGAAGCUGGUUGAGAGAAUGCCAAGCGUGUGCAAAGCUGUCAUCAAGGCAAAGGGUGGCUAUUUGAAGAAUCUCAAGUAUCAACAUAUAUUUUGAUUUGUUUAACACUUUUUUUGGUUACUACAUGAUUCCAUAUGUGUUAUUUCAUAGUUCUGAUGUCUAUUAUUCUACAACCCUUGAAUGAGUAGGUGUUCUAAAACUUUUGACCGGUAGUGUAGCUGUCAGUGGACUGACAGCCUACGGCGAGUUCCCACGUUGGUCAUGGGAACGUCCAUGGGAACAUUCCCACAUUCAUCAUGGCUCACACAACACCACAAAUGUUGUAUGUUCAUAGUUACUGUUCAUGCUUAACUAAAUGUUUAAAGGGGCAAUAUAAAUUAUAUAUACCCACUGAUUAUUGAAGAAUAUAAAUUAUAAAUGCUGACUGUCAUACCCCAUCAGUACCUAAAAUAUAAGCUUGUGUUACUCCAUUGUUUGUAAAGCCUAAAAUCAGAUUGCCUCUUUAAACCACACCUAAUAAUCUCUGUUCACUCUGAAAUGGAAUUGCAACAGGUUGAGACAGUUUCAGUAGUUUGGAAUGUUUAUUUCUCCUUAGCCCAGCAUCAGUGGAAUGGAUCUUCCCUUUGGGGAUUUCUUUCAAAAUUAUACUUUUGCUGACCAGGCACUAACCAGCACGGACCUGUUGGCGAGUAACACAGACCCAGACUUCAUGUACGAACUGGUAAGUGUUCUCCAUGCAAAGCGGUCUCCAGGCAGGAUCACAGUUUACAGAGCUCACAGAGAAUCAGGAUAGACAGGUGGCCUAGCAGAGAACACAUCCCGCUAUGGCAAUACAAUUAUAAAGUAUUUAUUUACACACAAAAUAUUGUUGAGUGAAGAUGGUUGCAUACUUAGCCUUAAACAAAUCUAUCAAAGGAUAGGGCAAUAAUAUAAAUGGAAUGUACUUUUUAAAUCUCUACACUCCCCUUUCCUCCCCAGGACAGAGAUAUGACUAAUCGCCAAAGCCCUAAAGGUGAUCACUUCACAGUGGGGGACUGCAAGGAGAUGAUGGAGUGUGGCGAGUACCUCUUGGAGCUGGUGGACAGUGACCCGGACUACAGCUCUAACUUUGAGCAGUGGGAUACGUACUGGGAGGACCUGACCAAGUACACCCGCUUUACCAGCUGUGACAUCUGGGGCACCAAGGAGGUAGGUCUGGAUGACUUCUCUAGCCCCUACCAGGAUGAGGAGGUGAUUGGCCGGACCCCCACCCUGGCCCAGCUUAACAGCGAGGACUCGCAACCACCUGCGAGUGACACGCUUUACCACCCUGAUCUGCUGAUGGGUGGCCAGAAGCAGCACACCUCCCUCCCCCCACUCUCCCUGGGCAAGAAGACGGCAGCCUGCCCAGGCCCCUCGUUCUCCGCCUCCUGCUCCAACCUGGUCAGGGACCCCCUGGGCGACUUUGCAGAGGGUUCCCAGAGCGCCACUUGGCCUGUCCCCUCCAGCACAGAGACUAUGUCCAAGGCCCAGGGGCCCAGCAAGAUGGCUGCUCUGGGCCACCACUGCAACGACUACGUGCGCAAGGCCAAGGUUCGCGUCAGCAUGCCUCGCCGGCCCCUAGUUGACAUGCCCAUGGCCACCCAUCAGAUUGAGGCUGAAGACAACUCCCUGUACCGCAGCAAGCCCCCUGAUGUGGCCACCACGUCUGGUUGUGCUGCCCCUGUGGCUGCUCCUGCUACUGCAGCCUCUGCCUCUGCCAGCACCCUGGCCUAUGAGAAGAGAGUAGAGCUGCCUCGCCGGGAGAUGCCCCCUGCCUCAGUGGGCACGUCUGGAGCUGUGCCCCCCAUCCUCCACUACCCUGUGGCUGGGGCCAAGGCCAGCGAGACCCUGCUGACUGCCAGUGGGAGUGCCCUGGGACCUGACCCAGUCUCUGACAAGAAGAAGGAAGAGGAGCACAACUACUCCCUGUUCCUAACCCGAGCCAGGCUGGCUGGGAAAACCCUCACUGAGAUGGAGGAAGAGGAGGAGGAGGAAGAGGAGGAAGAGGAGGAAGAAGAAGAGGAGGUGGGAGAGAUGGAGGAUGAAGAAGAUGCUGAGGGGGUGGAGCUGGAUGAAGAUCAUGAUGAGGGUUUCGGCAGCGAGCAUGAGUUCUCUGAGAACGAUGAUGAUGAUGAUGAGGAGGAUGAUGAUUAUGAGGGGGAUAAAGAUGACGACAUGAGUGACACCUUCUCCGAGCCAGGGAGCCAUAUAUCAGGUAGUCAUUUAUCUUUUUUGACACCCACAUUGGCCCCAAGGCCAAAGUCCAUGCACCUUGAAUUAUAGUAACCAUUUCGUUUUUCAUGUGAAGUUAAGUAAGUCGCUGAAGGUGCCCACUUCAGACCAGCGGGGAUAUUACUAAUGUCAGCUCCCUGUAUAGAAAACCUCACCUAGAUUUCUAAAUGGGAAUCUCUAUGUAGCUGAAGGCCACUGAAAAUGAAAUUUAAAAUAAAAUGUGUGAUUGGUUCACUUGUUCCCUGUUGGGAGGCCCUGGUCUGGCCCAUUGUGUUAUAGUGAGUCAAAGUAUUCUGUAUUGUAAAGCAGGGGAUUUCAACCUUUUCUUGGCCAGGGACCCCCCUCCCAGGCAAACUGGUGACCCAGGGACCCCCAUCAUAUGUUGGCAAACGUUUUUUUUUCUUCACGUCUUGUCUUAUCAGGUGAAUGAUAAUGGCAAGGAGAAGUAAUCAACAUUUUUAAAUGAAUAGAUUUGGUAGAUAGUUCUUCAUUAUUUUCACCUCCCCACAUUAUAAUUGGAAGAAGAAGUGUAAACUCUAACAUUUUCGGUAUGAGCUGCUAUUUAGCGGGUUAAACAAAGGUUAGCCAUGUGUUGGCAAAAAUGUCCAAGUCAAGAAAGCUUACCAGCAGUCUCUUCGCGGGUGCUUUUUCAAAGCCUGUCAGAUACUCCAGUGACAGUAAUUGGCUCCAAUAAGUGUCAUUUGCUCAAUAUUAGGAUUUGAGAAAUAAAGUUGACAUCAUUAGAAAAAAUAUAAUAUCCUUUUUUCUACUGUAGAUAUGUUUUUAUUUAAAAAAUAUAUAUAUUCUGUUGCUAGCAAUAUUCUUAAAACAUAUUUUCGGAAACCCCAGCAGUACCUCAGACCCCUGGUUGAAUACCCCUGUUGUAAAGGGAUCUGGAGAAUGGGGUCAUGUUUGUGCUUUGGGUGUCUAUUUGACCCUUGCCAUUCUCUAUGGGCCUGAUUCAGACUUAGGAAAUGUUUGCCUUUCCUACCCACGCCCUUCCUACGCACUUCUCAGUAGUUGGUAUUCAGAUUGACCUUGUGCAGGUGCGUAACGGGCUUUGCAGGCAUGGUUCCCUUGCGAUUGCUGAAUACAUUUGAAUUAAACCACUGAAAACCCUCCCACUUGCUGGCAAACAGGUUUUCUCGUUGAUUUAUCUAAAGCAUUCCCUUUAAAUUUGGUAUAACUUUUUAAUUAGAAUUUUCUCAACAGACAUGGAGAGAACGGUUCAGAAUAUUAGGGAUCAAUGAAAGAAAGCCACGUAGGCUUAAAUACACGCAUAUUCGUCUCUCCUUUUCAGCACCAAUUGGUACAUUUAAUAGUACUCUGAUCUUUCAUAUUAUUUAGGGUUAGGAAUGUAUUGAUGAAUAAUACAAAAACAGGUUUGGAGAACCUUUACACACAAAAUAUAUUGGUGAAUCAAAAGUAGUCGUUUGAUUCAUCCUGAAAGUUGCCAUAUUCAAUUGUUCAAUCCGUGAAAUAUUUUAAGGUGAGUAAAGUUUACUAUAGGGGUUGAACAGUAGUCUAUAAAUCUACCCUAAUAAUCCUCACUAAUCAUGGAACUGUGAUGACAACGGUCCAGUCGUUGUGAACCGUGCGCCAGGCUCCAGGUUUAAACUACUGUGUGGUCUGCGUUCCAUAAUGAUUAAAAUAGGCUACAUGUCCCAAAUUAUUGCACAACUUGUAAUACGUUAGCCUAAUAUGAUCCGCUAUUGCUAGCAAUCCUCAGCAACAAUCACAUGAACGUGACAGAGGAAAGAAAGGUCAACUAUUUAAUGGAAUGAUGCAAAAUGUAAGGAAACGAACACUAAAGUGACAGUUAUAAAUGUAUGUGUUUGUAACUGACGGUGGCUACCGAUAGUGGCUGAUAUUUAACACCAUACGAAUUAUAUAUAGGGAAUUCUGGGUAUAUAAUAAAACAUUAUAGAAAUCAUAUCAACUCGAUAGGUGUGGCGCUAUACUGUCAUUUACGCAUGGCUUCAGAAGCCUAUAUCUUGGGUCUCCAAAUUUCAUCCCUGCAAAUUAUAAAGCAAGCAUUUCAUAAACUUCCCAGUGGAAAAGGUAAUAUGUUGAUAUGCUUCAGUUUGCUGCCAUUAGUGCCAUAUGAACAUUUAUCUUGAGUGAUCAUAAGGUAAUAUAGAUCUAAAAACAGUUGUCAUUUACUGUAUAUUUAUAAUCCCUUUAUCCAAACGGCUUACUCAUUUACCUAGCUCUUACCAAAAGUGCUUAUAAAUUUGUAAAUUACAGUGAAUGGAGAAUGGAGGUAUUUCUAUCGGGAAAAUAUGUUGUUCCACUUGGAACCGACAAGUUCAUAAUUUCAUCACACGUAAAGGUGGUGGAAUUAUGUGUUAAUUAAGUCAAGGUCCGAAUACAUUUACAUUUUACAUUUUAGUCAUUUAGCAGACGCUCUUAUCCAGAGCGACUUACAGUUAGUGAAUACAUAUUUGUUUUUAUACUGCCCCCCCGUGGGAAUCGAACCCACAACCCUGGCGUUGCAAACGCCAUGCUCUAUCAACUGAGCUACAUCCCUGCCGGCCAUUCCCUCCCCUACCCUGGACAACGCUGGGCCAAUUGUGCGCCGCCCAUGAGUCUCCCGGUCGCGGCCGGCUGCGACAGAGCCUGGAUUCGAACCAGGAUCUCUAGUGGCACAGUUAGCACUGCGAUGCAGAGCCUUAGACCACUGCGCCACAUUUGCAGAGGUGUGUCUACAAAUACUGCAUAUUUGUAGACACACCUCUGCCACACCUUAAUUUCUUUGAUCUCCACACCAAAACGAAUAGCGGGUGAAUAUCAUGUUAUUUUCCUGCUUAAGUUCAGGGUCAGAAUACGCGUAGAAAGAAAAGUGCCUAAAAAGGGAAUUACUUUCCAUUUACGCUUAACUCAGGUCGGAAUUCCCCCCUAUGCGAUUGGGACAGAUCAUCAGGCUCAAUGGUUUAUCUAUGCUGUUUUAUAAUGGGGGGGGGGCUCUCUGAUCAACUGAACCUCGAUGCACUUCUCUCAUCCUCACUCCCUAUCUUCAUCUCUUCACCCUCACCCUUAUCUCCCUUUGUCAUCUUUUCUUUCUGAUCCUCAUUCUCUCCAUUUUAUUGUGUUGUUCCCUCUCUUCUGUCUCUCCCUCAUCCCUGUCCCUGUCUGAUGUGUUCAGGAUGUGACAAUGACGCGGUGGAGGAUGUGAAGGGGCUAACCGCAGGGAUCUCCAGGAAGAGGGGCAAACGCCGCUACUUCUGGGAGUACAGCGAGCAGCUCACCUCCUCCAAGCAGGAACGCAUGCUCAAGCCCUCCGAGUGGGACCGACAGACCCUGCCCAGCAACCUGUACCAGAGGAACGGCCCACACCACGGUGAGACACACACUUUAUCUCUCUCAUAAAGACACACACUCAUACUGGUCAGUGGUCACGUGUAUACUGAACAAAAAUAUUCACGCAACAAUUUCAAAGAUUUUACUUAGUUACAGUUCAUAUAAGGAAAGCAGUCCAUUGAAAUAAAUUCAUUAGGCCCUAAUCUGUGGAUUUCUCAUUACUGGGAAUACAGAUAUGCAGCUGUUGGUCACAGAUAUUUACAUUUUAGUAAUUUAGCUUAAAAAAUAAAAUAAAAAGGUAGGUGUGGAUCAGAAAACAAGUCAGUAUCUGGUGUGACCACCAUUUGCCUCAUGCAGCGCGACACAUCUCCUUCGUAUAGAGUUGAUCAAGGUGUUGAUCAGGCUGUUGAAUGUUGUCCCACUCCUCUUCAAUGGCUGUGCGAAGUGGCCGGAUAUUGGCAGGAACUGGAACACGCUGUCGUACACAUCGAUCCAGAGCAUCCCAAACAUACUCAAUGGGUGACAUGUCUGGUGUGUAUGCAGGCCAUGGAAGAACUGGGACAUUUUCAGCUUCCAGGAAUUGUGUACAGAUUCUUGCGACAUGGGGCCAUGGAUUAUGAUGCUGAAACAUUAGGUGAUGAAUGGCACAACAAUGGACCUCAGGAUCUUGUCACGGUAUCUCUGUGCAUUCAAAUUGCAAUCGAUAAAAUGCAAUUGUGUUCGUUGUCCAUAGCUGAUGCCUGCCCGUACCAUAACCCCACCGCCACCAUGGGGCACUCUGUUCACAAUGUUGACAUCAGUAAACCGAUCGCCCAUAUGAUGCCAUUUGCCCAGUACAGUUGAAACCGGGAUGCAUCUGUGAAGAGCACACUUCUCCAGCGUGCCAGUGGCCAUCGAAGGUGAGCAUUUGCCCACUGAAGUUGGUUACGAUGCCGCACUGCAGUCAGGUCAAGACCCUGGUGAGGACAACGAGCACGCAGAUGAGCUUCCCUGAGACGGUUUCUGACGGUGUGCAGAAAUUAUUCAGUUGUGCAAACCCACAGUUUCAUCAGCUGUCAAGGUGGCUGGUCUCAGGCCAUCCCGCAGGUGAAGAAGCCGGAUGUGGAGAUCCUGGGCUGGCGUUGUUACAAGUGGUCUGCGGUUGUGGCCUGUUGGACGAACUGUCAAAUUCUCUAAAAAUGAUGUUGGAGGCAGCUUAUGGGAGAGACAUGAACUCACAAAAAAAAAAUGCGCGCACAAAAUUUGAGAAAUAAGCUUCAUGCGUAUCGAACAUUUCUGGGAUAUUUUAUUUCAGCUCAUGAAACAUCAGACCAACAGUUUACAUGUUGCGCUUAUGUUUUUGUUCAGUGUAGAAGCACACACCACAAACUACCUAUUGAAGUAUGAAUUCUUACAUUUACAGUUGUACCUGAUCGAAGCCACAUACUUCAUAGUUAAUUCAUUACAGUAGAUCACAGGUUAUAAAUGUAACAUUGCUGUUCCAUAGUUCAUAAUGUACAUUUAUGGGUUUUGGAUCAGUCCAUUUGGAUACAAAUGCUGACAAAGGGGAAAUGUCUCAGUGGUUAACUGGCUCGGUGAUUGGGUGUGUGAACAGGGAAGUACAAUCUGAAGAAGUCUCGGCGGACAGACGUGGAGGACCUAACCCCUAACCCUCGGAAGCUGCUGCAGAUCGGUAACGAGCUGCGGAAGCUCAACAAGGUGAUCAGUGACCUGACCCCGGUCAGCGAGCUGCCCAUCACAGCCCGCCCACGCUCCCGCAAGGAGAAGAACAAACUGGCCUCCAGGUACUGGAUACUCCCCUUUCAACCUCCAUAUGUUCAACACUCAGUAGUUACAGUGAGGUCCGAAAUUAUUGACAGCCUUGAUAAAGAUUAGCAAAAAUGACUGUAUAAAAUGAAUAAUUCAACUACCGAGCUAUAUUGUAUGUUAAUUUUGGGGGGGAAGUUACAUUAUUUUAUAUUAAUACAAUUGCUUAGAGAAAGAUUUUGUUUAACAAGUAAGAUUAUAAUUAUUUUUCUUCUCAAAUGUAGGGGUAAAAAUUGACACCCCUGUUUUCAAUACCUUUCAAUACCUCACCUCUCAAGCGUAAUGCUUUAUGAGUUGGAGAACACAUUGGGAGGGAUCUUAGACCAUUCCACCAUAAAGAAUCUUUCCAGUUCUUCAAUUGAAACCACAGGUUUUCAAUGGGGUUCAAGUCCGGAGACUGAGGUGGCCAUUGCAAAUGUAGAUUUUUUGGCCUAUUAACCAUUUCUUUGUGGAUUUUGAUUAUGCUUGGAGUUACUGUCUUGCUGGAAGAUCCGAUUACGGCCAAGUUUUAGCCUCCUGGCAGAGGCAACCAGGUUUUUUGGCUAAAAUAUCCUGGUACAGGGUAAAGUUUAGCCUGAGACUUGGCCGCAAGUGGAUAUUCCAGCAAGACCAUAACCCCAAACACACAUCAAAAUCCACAAUAAAUGGUUAAUUGGCCACAACAUCAACGUUUUGCAAUAGGGCUGCAACAAGGGGUUCCGGACAUGGAUUCUCAAUCCUUCAAACCCAUUGGUGAUAUCAAAUAUUAUCAAUAGUGAUAUUACUGUGCAACCAAGACCACCUAUUUUCUAACGAGAUUGCAAAACAUUCAUAUGUUGAUGUAGUGCCCAUCGGUUAUGAACGUUUCAACCUCUGUGUUGAGAAAUCGUGUUUUUAUCAUGUAGUAUCAUGUAGUAACCAAAAAAGUGUUAAACAAAUCAAAAUAUAUUUGAGAUUCUUCAAUUAGCCACUCUUUGCCUUGAAUUCAGCUUUGCACACUCUUGGUAUUCUCUCAAACAGCUUCACCUGGAAUGCUUUUCCAACAAUCUUGAAGGAGUUCCCACAUGCUGAGCACUUGUUGGCUGCUUUUCCUUCACUCUGCGGUCCGACUCAUCCCAAACCAUCUCAAUUUGGUUGAGGUCGGGUCAUCUGAUGCAGCAUUCCAUCACUCUCUUUCUUGGUAAAAUAGCCCUUACACAGCCUGGAGGUGUCUUGGGUCAUUGUCCUGUAGAAAAACAAAUGAUAGUCUCACUAAGCCCAAACAAGAUGAGACAGCGUAUCGCUGCAGAAUGCUGUGGUAGCUAUGCUGGUUAAGUGUGCCUUGAAUUCUAAUUAAAUCACAGACAGUGUCAUCAGCAAAGCACCCCUACACCAUCACACCUCCAUGCUUCACGGUGGGAAAUACACAUGCAGAGAUCAUCCGUUCACCCACACCGCGUCUCACAAAGACGUGGCAGUUGGAACCAAAAAUCUCAAAUCUGGACUCCAGACCAAAGGACACAUUUCCACCUUUUCUUGGCCCAAGCAAGUCUCUUCUUCUUAUUGGUGUCCUUUAGUAGUGGUUUCUUUGCAGCAAUUUGACCAUGAAGGCCUGAUUCACACAGUCUCCUCUGAACAGUUGAUGUUGAGAUGUGUCUGUUACUUGAACUCUGAAGCAUUUAUUUGGGCUGCAAUUUCUGAGGCUGGUAACUCUAAUGAAUUUAUCCUCUGCAGCAGAGGUAACUCUAGGUCUUCCAUUCCUGUGGCGGUCCUCAUGAGAGCCAGUUUCAUCAUAGCACUUGAUGGUUUUUGUGACUGCACUUGAAGAAACUUUCAAAGUUCUUGAAAUGUUCCAUAUUGACUGACUUUCAUGUCUUAAAGUAAUGAUGGACUGUCGUUUCUCUUUGCUUAUUUGAGCUGUUCUUGCCAUAAUAUGUACUUGGUCUUUUACCAAAUAGGGCUAUCUUCUGUAUACCCCCCUACCUUGUCACAGCACAAUUGAUUGGCUCAAACGCAUUAAGAAGGAAAGAAAUUACACAAAUUAUAUUUUAAGAAGGCACACCUGUUAAUUGAAAUGCAUUCCAGGUGACUACCUCAUGAAGCUGGUUGAGAGAAUGCCAAGAGCGUGCAAAGCUGUCAUCAAGGCAAAGGGUGGCUAUUUGAAGAAUCUCAAAUAUUUUUGGGGUUACUACAUGAUUCCAUAUGUGUUAUUUCAUAGUUUUGAUGUCUUCACUAUUAUUCUACAAUGUAGAACAGAUUAAAAAUAAAGAAAAACCCUUGAAUGAGUAGGUGUUUUAAAACUUUUGACCAGUAGUGUACAGUCAUUUUUGCUCAUCUCUAUGAAGGGUGGCAGUAAUUUUGGACUCCACUGUAUAUUUUCAAUGCUCACUCUCAAGAACUGUCCCUUUCUGCUUUGUUACAGUUAACAUUUUUGUUACACACCACUACUAGCACCACCACCACUACUACCACUACCACUAACUAGCACCACCACUACCACUAACUAGCACCACCACUACUACUACGCCUUUAAACCACUUGUUUGUCUCUCUGUUCAGGGCCUGUCGACUGAAGAAGAAGGCUCAGUAUGAGGCCAAUAAAGUCAAGCUGUGGGGUCUGGGCACAGAAUACGGUAUGUUUUAGGGUAUUCAUCCAUAAAAUGAUUAUUUCAUUCAAUGUUUAUAAAAAUAUGUUCAUUCAAUAGAGAAUUGCAUCAGAAAACAAUAGUCCAAACCCGAUAUCUCUACCAUAUAUAGUUCAAAAGUUAGACUAUUUACUCAGAGAAUUUAGCACAAUUAGAGUGAAUAGAAUGUCAUUACAGCCAUGGUCAAAAAGUGGUCGCUGCUCCAUAGAACAGUCACUGCUUCGUGGGCAGAACAGCACUAACUUCGAAUGUCAACUGACAAGCUAUCUAGUGGCUGCAGGUUCGUAUGAGAUAACAUGGGCUUUUUCUAAUUGAAAUGCAAAACAAAAUUAAGCCUAUAGAUAGAUUGAUUGAUUGAGUGAGUGCAUUCGGAAAGUAUUCAAACCCCCUGACUUUUUCCACAUUUUGUUACGUUACAGAAUUAUUUUGGAUUAAAUUAUUUAUUUUUCUCAUCAAUCUACAGACAAUACCCCAUAAUCACAAAGUAAAAACAGGUUUUUAGAAAUGUUUGCAAAUUUAAAAAAUAAAUAAAAACUGAAAUAUACAUUUACAUAAGUAUUCAGACCCAGGACUUUGUUAAAUCACCUUUGGCAGUGAUUACAGCCUUGAGUCUUCUUGGGUAUGACGCUACAAGCUUGGCACACCUGUAUUUGGGGAGUUUCUCCCAUUCUUCCCUGCAGAUCCUCUCAAGCUCUGUCAGGUUGGAUGGGGAGCGUAGCUGUACAGCUAUUUUCAGGUCUCUCCAGAGAUGUUCGAUCAAGUCUGGGCUCUGGCUGAGCCACUCAAGGACAUUCAGAGACUUGUCCCGAAGCCACUCCUGCCUUGUCUUGGCUGUGUGCUAAGGGUCAUUGUCCUGUUAGAAGGUGAGCCUUCGCCCCAGUCUGAGGUCCUGAGCGCUCUGGAGCAGGUUUUCAUCAAGGAUCUCUCUGUACUUUGCUCCGUUCAUCUGUCCCUCGAUCCUGACUAGUCUCCCAGUCCCUGCCGCUGAAAAACAUCCCCACAGCAUGAUGCUGCCACCAUCAUGCUUCGCCGUUGGGAUGGUGCCAGGUUUCCUCCUGACGUGACGCUUGUCAUUAAGGCCAAAGAGUUAAAUCUUGGUUUCAUCAGACCAGAGAAUCUUGUUUCUCAUGGUCUGAGAGUCCUUUAGGACACACCUACUCAUGGCAGGGUUUUUCUUUAUUUUGACUAUUUUCUAGUUGAUUUUGAUUGGUCCAAAGCGCGGAAAUGCCUCCUAAUCUUACCACCUCCCAAUGCCGAAAUAUGGAAGAGAUACAACAAAGAGCUGCGCGGUCUAAACUAGCAACGGUCACAACAAACUAACGUUCUUAUUUCAUCAACACUGUUAAGUACAAGCAUAUUAAUGUUGUAAUAUUGUAGAGAAAUAUCUAAUGAUUCAUUGUGUGUGAUUCAUAAUUACAUAGGCUAAAGAAAAUUAGGUUUAGACAUUAAUUUAGUUGCACCCACUUGAGUUUACCAGUUUUUCACUACAUUCUAGAGCAGUGGGUGAACACCCUAUAGGUUUACCAGUUAUGUUGAAUAAUACACUUUUCUCACGGUCAAUUUCCCUCUUCAUUUCAGUUUUGUACAUUGUUUGAUUGGUAGUCUGCCAUAUUUCCUUGAGGUUUAGGGAAGGAAGACUUUUUGCCAACCUCUAUCUCUUUAAAAGGAAAAAUAUAAUUGCUGUUUUUUGUUUGUUCCAGAUCGGCUUCUGUUUGUCAUCAACACCAUAAAGGAAGAGAUAGUGAACAGAGUGCAGGACCUCUGCGAUGACAAGGGAACAAGCAUGACUGAAACGCUGGACAAACUCAUCGAAGAAACCCUUGGUAAGAAGAUGAUGAUUUAUAUUUUGUAAGUAGCAACAGAAAUAGUGUUCAGAAGAUUAUCUUCAGUAGAUGGCCGUGAAAUGAGGCACAGACAGUCCCGCUCCUGUCCUUAGCUAACCUGAGCAUACUGAGUAUAUCUUUUUGAGUCAGCAUUUGAAAGUGAUCAAGGUUGCAGAGAGUUUUGAGGCCAAACACAGUUUACAACAGAGUUUUGAGCCCAAACACAGUUUUCAACUGUUUUGAGCCCAAACACAGUUUUCAACAGAGUUUUGAGCCCAAACACAGUUUUCAACAGAGUGUUGAGCCCAAACACAGUUUUCAACAGAGUUUUGAGUUCAAACACAGUUUUAACAUGGCUGUUAAAAGCAGCAAAAAAUAACCAGCACACUAUAAAUGUUUCUUUCUGCAGUGAAGUCACCAGUUGCCGGGGAGACUUCUGACUUUGUGAACCAGAUCCUGGAGAACACUGGCAAGGGGGAUCCCACCGGAGGUCUGGUCGGGCUGCGCGUACCCACAUCUAGAGUGUAGACAGGCCCUGUAGAGAGGUCUGGUGAUGGCACACUCAAAGCCAUCCGCGCCAUUCUCGUCCCACACUGUAACGGCACACCCUCUGCAUGCCCAUUCCAUCCGGAAACGCAUUCCCAAUGCUGAGUGGGAAGACAUACAUACCAUGCUUCAAAUGUAUGUAUGUAUGUAUGUA
This is a messenger RNA of Coregonus sp. 'balchen', 14121 nucleotides long. NCBI's taxonomy places the organism in Eukaryota, Metazoa, Chordata, Actinopteri, Salmoniformes, Salmonidae. The record is from the annotation of a GenBank genome assembly.